Eruca vesicaria subsp. sativa (arugula) is the source of this 1541-nucleotide messenger RNA. Lineage: Eukaryota; Viridiplantae; Streptophyta; Magnoliopsida; Brassicales; Brassicaceae. The record is from the annotation of a GenBank genome assembly.
CGACAGAGUAAAAGAACACCCAUUGUUCUUAUUUUAGAAACCCGUUAUAUAAUGAUAACAUGUUCACGUGUUCCUCGUCAUAAGAGUGUUUCAGUGAAUACAAUCGUCAAGUGUAUUUUUGGUUUUGAUCAAACGCUCUAUGCAAUUCUCUUAGACAUCUUUUUCGAUCUCUUUUCUUUAUUUUCUUUCUUUUAAAGAUAAAAAUCUUUUUUUUCUUGUUAAUUUCUCUUAAGUAAACAAUGAACUAAAGAGUUAUUCUUCCUUGAGUAGUUCUCUAGCUAGGAUUUCAAUUGGGUUUUAUAUAAUAAAUACAUAAAUAAAAUAAGAAAUUAAGAAGAAUAACCAGAGAUGGUGAGAACACCAUGCUGCAAAGCAGAAGGAAUAAGAAAAGGAGCUUGGACUCGUGAAGAAGAUGAAAAGCUUACUGCUUAUGUUCAACUACAUGGUGAAAGUGGAUGGCGUACUCUCCCGGAGAAAGCUGGUUAUUUUGAUAAUUUCCUUAUUGUUUAUUGAUUAGGAAUUCAAUAUUUUUUUUUUCAUUAGGAAUUCAAUAUGAUUAGUUAACAACUCAUAUCCUCUUAAUUAUAUAUGUAUUUAUUAACAACAUGUGUACAAUAUGUAUAUAGGAUUGGAGAGAUGUGGUAAGAGUUGUAGACUUAGAUGGGCUAAUUAUCUAGAUCCCGACAUCAAGAGAGGAGAGUUUACUUCUGAAGAAGACGACAUUAUUAUCAAGCUUCAUGCUCGUAUGGGUAACAAGUGGUCCGCAAUAGCAACUAGCUUGCCGGGACGAACUGACAACGCGAUUAAAAAUUAUUGGAACGCAUAUCUCAAAAAGCGUUUAAAACGAAAAGGUAUCGAUCCAAUCACUCAUAAACCGAUCAAUCCAACCGACCAAACCGGUUUCCAACCAAAAAAACAUAAACUCGGUUCAACCGGUUCCGCAAAACUUCUUAACCACGUCGCAAGGAAAUACGCGAGAGAUUUAAACCGGGAUCUACUAACCGGAAUCAUCAUCGCCGAUGGUUCACAAAACUCCGUCCAGGUCGAUUCUCUGACUAAAACCUCGACCUCCACAUUGCUCAACAAAGCGGCGGCAAGAUCAAGUGCUCUCACAUCGUUUCUUACCAACAAUAUGUCCCCAUCUCCCGGUCUUUCCGACAAUCUUGACCUAUUCUUUAGCAACGAAGAGAUCUCUGGUAUGUAUCCGAAUGUUGAUAACGUUGGUGGCAUUAUGGAAGAGUUAAAGGCUAUUUUAAGCCAUGCUGACGUCGGAGAUGUUAAAGACUUGCUGGAGUUUAAUGUAGGUGAUGAGAUGGAGUUUCUUGAUUCUUGGAAGUUGGAACGAAGAAGAUGAUUUGGACUUAUUGAAUUAUUAUUGGGUACGUUAGAUUGGUGUCUUAGUCUGACAAGUGACGAGUCAUAAUAAAAUAAAAUCAAUUACACGUUGGUUACUUCUUUAGUUGAUGUAUUUGCGCACGGGAUCCGUCACUUGGCGGAAAUAAUGAGCGUGUGUUGUAAUAAAAAUAAACAAUAAAAUAAGU